CGAGAGGAGGAGGAGGAGGAGGAAGAAGAGGAAGAGGAGAAGGCAGUAGAGAAUCAAUCGAGAACACAGCCGGGUCUGUCCAAAAUCGGCGGAAUAAUGUUUCUGCGUAUCGACAGGAUCGUGCGUUCGGGGAUAUUGUUUCUGUUGUGCAUCGAGUCGAGUUUUCAGCAGGAGGAGGAUAUACCCCAUAACGAAGUCAAAAACUGGGCGUUGAAGUUUGGAGUGGAUUUAUGGGAAUUUGGUAAGCAAGUGACCAAAAUGGGCGAAAUACAGAGGAAUUAUUACAAGGUCGAGCCGAAACUCAAUAAAAGGGACGGCUUGGUAUUGGUCAGAGAAAUGGCUGCUGAAGUUAAAAAUAUGAUGGACUUCAAAAUGAACGCUGUUAUGAGACUAAUGGAAAAUGCGGAACAGGCUGCAGUCUCGCCGCCAAGGGAUGCUAACAUUUUGCCGAAAUAUUCUUCCUAUCGUUAUAAUCUUUUCACGACUGAUGGCAAAAAGUCUUCCGAUUCUCGAGAAAUAUAUCUAAAUACGCAUCAUCAUUUCGAUUGGCUGGCAGUAAACGUUACUCUAUCGUCCGUUCUCGUACCGGGUGAAAUAGAUGAAACAGAAAGCGACGUAGCUGCAGGCAUUCUAUGGAGCGAAUACUUGGAUCCUCUUUUCAUCAAUAAUUACGAAAGCGAUCCUUCGUUAUCGUGGCAGUACUAUGGUGCAACGUCGGGAUUUUUGAGACGUUUUCCUGCUAUAACGUGGCCCCCGGUGGAAGGAGUAUUUGGUUCGAACAAGGCACCACCCGUAGUACUUUCGAAUCCUGUAUUUCGUCACGUGUACGACUUCAGGACUUCCAAUUGGUUCGUCGGUGCUGCCAACAGUCCGAAAGAUUUGGCGAUUUUAAUAGACACUAUGGGAUACGACAGCGAAAGGAAUCAAAGAUUGAUAAGCGCCACGACCAAAGCGAUAUUGGAUACGUUAGGUCCUGACGAUUACGUGAACGUUUAUCGAUACGGGGAGACGGCUGAGGAAAUCGUUCAGUGCUUCAAGGAUAGUCUGGUCCAAGCUUCGCCGGAAAACAUACACGAACUCAACUUGGCUAUGAAUACAUUGAAACACGAGGAAACGACUAAGAACAUAUCGGCGGCCUUGAGUACGGCCUUUGAAAUCCUUCACAAGUACAACAGAACCGGUCAGGGCAGUCAAUGUAAUCAAGCGAUCAUCUUGAUAACGACCGACAACGAAGCUCCACCUACGGAAGUGAUCAGAAGGUAUAACUGGCCGCACAUGCCAGUCAGAUUAUUUGCUUACCUUAUUGGCGGUGACAAGAGUCCGGAACUCUUUGACAUGGCUUGUACCAACAAAGGAUAUUACGCGAGAAUUACUAAGCCGGAAGAGAUUAAAAGUAAAGUUUUCGAAUAUGUAAAAGUACUUGCACGGCCUAUGGUUCUUUAUCAGCACGAUCAUCCUAUACACUGGAGUCCAGCUUACAUUGGCGGAAAAAGUAGAAGAUACGGUCGAGAAAAUCGCGGACAAUUGAUGACAUCCGUCACUGCUCCGAUUUUGGAUCGUCGAAAUCAUACGUUAAAAAGAGCUAAUUUAUUGGGCGUCGUUGGUACCGACGUUCCCGUAGAAGAAAUUCAAAAACUGGUACCGCCAUAUCAGUUGGGAGUCAAUGGAUACUCCUUUAUCGUUGACAAUAACGGUCGUGUCUUAUAUCAUCCGGACCUGCGUCCAUUGCCAGAAAAUACAGAUUACGAAGAGACACUGAAGCCUACGUAUAUAAGCGUAGAUUUAUCGGAAGUCGAGCUAGCCGAAUACGACGGACCCUCGCACCCUUUGAACAAUUCACUUCUUUUAGACUUGAGGCACGAUAUGAUAGAUCAGAAAGAAGGGGAGAUCGGCUUCAGCGUGAAAAUUCAUUAUGAUGACAUGAAAAGAGUGACGAUCAGACGACACAAUUAUUUUUACAAGCCGAUCGAGGGUACCCCGUUUUCAUUAGGUUUGGCUUUACCCGAAGGGUAUGGCAUGAUCGAACUCCUUGCCGAACAAGAGAUCAGACACGCGAAAGUCAAUGUGACCGAAUACUUCAAAGGUAGUCAUUGGAAAGUACAUCCAGAUUGGGUGUACUGCGAAUAUAAUUCGGCAUCGGACAAGUCAUUCAUUUCCCCGGAGGAUCGCGUUUUGCACUUUUUAUCGCGCACGAAAAAACCCGCGUGGAAGUGGAUGUCCUUGAGACCAAGGAGUCCAAGCUCGCACCAUAAGCAGGCGAGCAAGCCGGACAAGGACUCUUAUUACUGUGACAAGGGAUUACUUCAAUCGUUAAUUUUGGACGCUAUGGUAACGGAUGGGUUUGAUAAAAGAGGAAAUUCGAUGCACAAAGAAGAGAAUACGAACCCUAUUGCCAUACUGAUGGCUCUACUGCACAGCAAAGGCAGGGGUAGAUUUGGGGUUAUCAGAAGUUUUGUCGCAACUAGGAGCGGACUUUUUCGUUGGCACGAACAUCAACAGGGCUAUGACAAAGCAGAGGAGCCUUGGUUUCCCGAUCAAUACUCGAGAGCAAUGGAGUCUUCUUGGUACAAACGUGCCGUCGAUCAACACUCCAUUGAACCGGAAAGUUUCGUUUUCAGCGUUCCAUUCGAUGCUGCUGAAAAACCGAAUCCUCUGGUCACCGCAACGCAUGCUAUCUUCAUCGGCAAAGGACAUAAAGCACCGGCUGCAGUCGUCGGAUUGCAAUUUCAACAUUCCUCUUUGGCAUCCCAUUUCGUUAACAUAACGUCAACGUGUACAGCUGGAACGACUGGCUGUAAAAAGAACUGCGGAUCGGAGGAACUCGAUUGUUAUAUUCUCGACAAUAGUGGAUUUGUCGUUAUAAGCGAAAGACACGAACAUACUGGCAAAUUUUUUGGCGAGAUAGAUGGUACCAUAAUGGAUUCCUUGGUACAGGAUAGGAUCUACAGAAAAGUAACCGUGAUCGAUUAUCAAGGGACUUGUAGUCCUCAAGAGAGUCAUCGUUCUUCGGCACCGAGAACUACAUCGGCGUCCAUCUUGAAAGGCACCGCACUUAUUGGAAAUUUCAUUUGGAAUCUCUUUUUGAGCUUCAACGUCCAAGACAUUUGGCGUACGGUAGUGGCUUUUGCCAAAGACGCUGCUCAUUCCAUGCAAAACGAUGACGAUCUGAUAUUAUCCGACACCGAGCUCGAAAUAGAUUCGAAUAUCGACGAUGCCGAUGAAUUAGGCGAACUCCAUAAUCUCGAAUCGAUAGCACCCGCGGAAUCGACCGCGGAAUCGGUUCCAGGGAAAGAAGAUUUUUCGGAAAUACCGAUCGCACCCGCGAUACCCGUUUCCCCGCCUACUACUCGUGCCACUUCCGCCCACUUUCCAGCGCGCAAAUUGAGAUCUUGCGAAAAGAAGACGGAUCUUUAUAUUCUGCAGCCUGAGAGACUCAAUACAAGCGGCCAGAGCAACCCGCUCAAAGGGAAACUAACGAAUUGUCAUGUUACGGGUUGCGAAAGGCCUUUCAGCGUGCAAAAGAUACGUCACACGAAUUUGAUCCUCCUCGUAGUGGACACGUUGUGCCCAUGCGGCAACAAACAACUGAGCAUCGAGCCCAUCGAAGCAAUGACGGAACCAGGAGCGUGCACGGCGAGAAGGGAACGGCUUUACCGGAGAAGGCCGCCCAAGUGUAUAAAUUAUCAUCCGGAAGAGAUGGAAAUAAAGAUUUGCGGCGGCGCAUCGACGCAAUUCGCUCGAUCGACGCAAAUCGUCUUCUUAUUAACGACCAUCUUGGUCGUCAGGUUGGCGUGACUCUCCAAUUAAGGCACGCACCCGCUUAUUCAAAUAUACGCAAUUCAACAAAUUCACUUAAGAGAAUAACAAAUGAAGCAACAAAAUGCUUGAGUCAUUAUAGGAGCGGUCUACUCUGCCUUUUUCCUCCGCAAAAGAAAACAGAAAGAAAAUCCUUUUUCGUCUCUGGCUCUCUCUUUCUCUCCUAACGAAUCCGUCGUCGCACCGAUAAUAACGAAUCUCUCUGUCGUCUCGCUUGCGAUCCAAGUAUUCGAGCUUUUGCACGUUUUCUAAUUCGACUAUUUCUUUUCUCCCCACUAAUAUUUCUUCUCAUUUCUAGAUUAGAAGAUAUCGGAUGUAAUAUUUCAUAUAUCGCGAACCGUUGCUUUAUAUUGCCGAUCGAUCAAGGCUUCCAACUUAAAUCACCCUUUCUCUUUUCUUUCCUUUUUCCUUUAUUUCUUUUCUCUAUUCUUCUAUUCAAAGCAAACAAUCUCCCACUAAUUAUAAACAUACUAAUUGUUCUUUUUUACUAACGGGUCAAUCGCUAAUUGUAAGACGAUUUAUUUCAUGGUCAUCUCUGGUUCCGUCCCUAUAUAAAAGUCAUUAUUACGACAGUUACGAGUACACGUAUUUACUUCGCAGUAAUAUAUACAUCCUUUGAUCUUUUUCCAGGAAUGAGAUUGAACGUCGAGUCGGUUUAUAACGAUAAAAGAGGAUAGAAAAAAGAUUUUUUAAAAAUAUCGAAAAAAAAGAAUGAAAAGUGCACUCGUUAUGCGAUUUUAAAGCUCACUCUUGCGUAUAAAUUGUCAAUCCAAGAGUUGGUUGCAAACCGAUUCGACGAAUGAGCAAAUUUAUCUUUCGCGUCGAAUAUCGAUAUAUGGUCGAAGUUUUAUUCGUGCGAAAGCGCCUAGAGGAAAAGUCCAAGUAAUAUAAAGGAAAAAGAAAAAAGAUUUGCGUUAACGUGCGACGAGAUUCGGAGUCAGGGCGAAAUAAUAAAUGUUAAAAGAAGGAAAACAAAAAAAAGAAAAGAAAAAAAAGAAUCGAAGUUGUUGAACGAAAAUUUUCUCCAUAAAUUCGUUGUAAAACUAUCUCGAACUUCCGGUACACAUAUUGAUUAAAAGAAAAAAAAAAA
Molecule: messenger RNA, 4906 nt
Organism: Polistes canadensis
Lineage: Eukaryota; Metazoa; Arthropoda; Insecta; Hymenoptera; Vespidae
Gene: stol
Product: voltage-dependent calcium channel subunit alpha-2/delta-3
Exons: 24
Coding region: 97-3795 (1232 amino acids)
Cellular component (GO): voltage-gated calcium channel complex
Molecular function (GO): voltage-gated calcium channel activity
Source: RefSeq, a predicted model, not a curated record